This is a messenger RNA of Tinamus guttatus (white-throated tinamou), 1414 nucleotides long. RefSeq names its product mitochondrial translation release factor 1 (gene MTRF1). Gene Ontology annotation, molecular function: translation release factor activity. Gene Ontology annotation, cellular component: mitochondrion. Gene Ontology annotation, biological process: mitochondrial translational termination. The record is from RefSeq and is a predicted model, not a curated record. Lineage: Eukaryota; Metazoa; Chordata; Aves; Tinamiformes; Tinamidae.
CAAAAUGAAAUCUCUCCACAAUGUCUGGCUUUUUGGGAGCUGGUUCACCAAGUGCUGCUGUCGUGGUCAGCUUCGCAGCUGUCCUCUUCCUUCUGUCGCUAGGAAGAUGGGAUAUGUGAUGGGAAUGCACAACUGGGGGCCAAAAUCUUUGUUGGACGCAGCUAGACUCACUCUGACAUUUAGCAAUCAGCUGAGGAAAAAACAUCAGGAUUCUCAUGGAUUGUGGAAGCAUGAGGCUAUGCAGAAGUAUCUAGAGGCUCUAAGCAAGGAAUACCAGCGGGUUAGUCAUCUGUUAAGUGCUGGCUCAAUAAGUGACUUUGAGGAAAGAUCCCUGAAGAGAAGACACGCUGAUCUGUCCCCAGUUGCAGCUGUAUUUCAAGAAAUCAAAGAGGCAGAAAGAGAGGUUCAAGAGUUAGAAACCAUGUGCAAAGAGCUAGACAGCAGAGAUGAGAAACAACUUUUAGAGCUUGCCUUAGAAGAGAAGGAAACCCUUGAUAAAAAAAUCAACACCUUGUGCAAAAAGCUUUUCCAGAGUCUAGUGCCAAAACAAAAGUAUGAUGGAAGUCCUGUCAUACUAGAAGUGACAGCUGGCAGAACAACUGGAGGUGACAUCUGCCAACAGUUCACUAAGGAAAUGUUUGAGAUGUACCAGAACUACGCGGACUAUAAAUCUUGGACCUUUGAUAUUCUGAACUACACACCGGCUGAGAUAGGUGGGUUGCAUCAUGCAGCUGCUCAGAUUUCAGGAGAUGACGUCUACAGGCAUCUGAAAUACGAAGGAGGGACACAUCGAGUCCAGCGGAUCCCUGAGACGGGCCUGUCAUCAAGAAUGCAGCGUAUUCACACGGGGACAAUGUCAGUUAUUGUCCUCCCUCAGCCAGAGGAGGUCGAUAUUAAAGUGGAGCCCAAAGAUUUGCGCAUCGACACGUUCAGGGCCAAAGGAGCAGGAGGGCAACAUGUGAACAAAACUGACAGCGCUGUGCGGAUUGUGCACCUUCCCACAGGGCUAACCGUGGAGUGCCAGCAGGAGCGGUCGCAGCAGGUGAACAGGGAGAUGGCCCUGCGCACCCUGAGAGCCAAGCUGUACCAGCAGGUUGUUGAGGAACAGCUCAGCCAAGAGCAGAGUGCCAGGAAACUGCAGCUGGGAACAAGAGCGCAGUCAGAGAGAAUUCGUACUUAUAACUUCACUCAGGACAGAGUCACAGACCACCGGAUCUCAUAUGAUGCACGAAAUAUCAAGGAGAUUCUAAGUGGCAAAGAAGCACUGGAUAAGCUAAUCAACAGACUACUGGAGUUUGCAGAGGUGGAGGCUGUCGCUGAAUAUCUAGAACACUUGCAGUCUUUGGAAAGAGGAGGCUCCUGAAGACCUUGUGUACAGUUAAAACAGAUUUUUUCCUUUAAUAGCAAAAUAAAA